CUGGGUGAACUUUUUUACAUCACAAUGUCCACUUCCACCUUUUUGGGUUCGGUUAGGUUGAAUGAUUGCGUAGUGAUCUCGGGCAUAUCCGGGCGGUUCCCACAGUCGGACAAUAUGCACGAGUUCGCCGCCAAUCUAUACAGCGGGCGGGAUUUGAUGGAUGAUUGGGAAACGCGCUGGCCUCAAACGAUGUCGGAUGUCCCACGGCGAUCGGGGAAGAUUAAUAAUUUGGACAAAUUCGACCGGGAGUUUUUCGGCUUCAAUCGCAACCAAUGCAACACGAUGGAUGCCCAACAGCGGUUGCUGCUGGAGCACGUUUACGAGGCGAUACUGGAUGCCGGUGUGAACCCGGAGACACUUCGGGGCUCGAAGACGGGUGUCUUCACCGCCGUUUGUUACUCCGAAUCGGAAGCUAGGGUGUUGUACCAGUUGUGCCCCCCUAAGGGGCGAGGGAUAUUGGGAUGUGCGAAAUCACAGCUAGCCAACAGAAUAUCUUAUACGUUCGAUUUCCGAGGUCCAUCAAUGGUUGUCGAUACGGCUUGCAGCAGUUCUAUGUAUGCGUUGGACAUUGCUCGAAGAAGUAUCCUCUCCGGACAAUGUGAUGCAGCAGUCGUAACUGGAACCAACCUGUGUUUGCACCCCUACAUCUCCUAUCAGUUCUCGCUUCUGGGGGUGUUGGCGAAGAACGGAAUUCCGGGUCCCUUCGAUCAGAGUGCAUGCGGCUAUACGCGGGCGGAGGUCAUUUGCGCCAUUUUGCUCCAGAAGACGAACGAUGCGAACCGUAUAUAUGCUUAUGUACUGCACAGCAAAACCAACUGCGAUGGAUUUAAGUCCGAGGGAAUCACGUACCCCUCCGGAGUGAUGCAGAAGCAGCUGCUGACUGAGUUCUACAACGAAUUAGCGAUUGACCCGGCGACCAUUGCUUUCAUCGAAGCUCACAGCACGGGUACCGUGGUGGGAGAUCCCGAGGAGUGCGAUGCGAUCGAUAGAGUUUUCUGCGCGAACCGUAGCGAUCCCCUGCCGAUAGGAUCGGUUAAAUCCAACAUAGGUCAUUCAGAGGCAUCCGCAGGCCUCGCUUCGAUAGCGAAGUGUAUUAUCGCUAUGGAGCGGGGUAUCAUCCCGCCUAACAUACAUUAUUUGGUUGCACGUUCGGAUGUUCCUGCCCUAAUAGAGGGUCGCUUGAAAGUCGUAGAUUGUGCAAGAUCCCUUGAUGGGCCGCUCAUAGCGAUCAAUUCUUUUGGUUUUGGGGGAGCCAAUGGACACACACUAAUUCAUCGCAACACAAAGCAGAAAAUUAAAUGUUUGCGAGAUGAUAACCUACCUCGAUUGGUUAUAUGGUCUGGUAGGACCCAAGAGGCGAUCGACGUUUUGAUUGGGAAUGAUGCGUCACGUUUUGGGGAUGCUGAAUAUGUCUCACUGUUGUACAACAUUCAACGGAAGAAAAUUCCCGGUCAUCGAUAUCGAGGAUUUGGAGUUUAUAGCAAAAGUGGACAUGAUCAAGCUAAUCUGGAGAUUCGAAGAAACACACGCAUCUCGCUGGAAUCUCUACCCCUGGUCGUAGUGUUCCCAGGUGUGGAUCUUCAGUGGAGAGAACAUCUGGAAUCGUUCGGUCGAUUUCCGGUGGUGCAAUCCACCGUAACUAGAUGUUGCUCGGUGCUGGAAUCCUUCGGAUGUAAUCUUUUUGGGAACACAAUUGGGAAACCUGAUCUGCUUCAGAUGAUCGUUGGAUCAACGGUCCUCCAGAUAGCUUAUGUAGAUUUGCUUGUCGCAGUCGGUGUAAAUAUCAGUGCAUUUGGCGGACAUUCUGUCGGACAAUUAACGUGCGCCUAUCUCGACCAGUGUUUGAACCUAGAUGAGGUUCUUAAACUCGCUCAUAGUCAUGGUGUCGUACUUUCGAAGUAUCAAUCUGACAUUCAAUAUGGUGCCUUUCUAGAAUUAGACAUUCCAUCUCCAGCGCCACUUUUAUCCUUUGAUAGGUUCAUACAGGAUAGCAUUUUAUCCCGUUAUGGUGUUGUCGGAGGCCCAUUGAAUCCGAUUCGUGCACUUGUGGACCAACUAAAGUUCCGUGGGAAGACUGCGGAAUAUCUGCCCUUCACAAGUAUUGUUUCAAAACCGGAAACUACCAAUGAUAUAUCGAAGAAUUUGUUCAACUCCGCAUGUAGUAUCAUUCCAACAGGGAAACACCCCUCGAGACGAUGGUUCAGUGCCAGAAGCUUAUCGCAACUCGCAGUCCCAGCCGUACAUAGUCCGACAUCUACUGUCAGUUUGAUCGGCUUAAUACCCACCGAUUGUCAGCUGCUUGUACCGCUCAUCAGGCAGUCUAUGAACCCCAUUUUUAAGAGCCUCAAAAGGAAAUGCAACUGUGUACCUAUCGAGCGACAAUCGUCGGAUCUCGUAAUGAGUUUUCUAUGUAACCUUGGUCACUUAUACUUAUCUCAGCAGGAUAUCAAUCUGCUCAAGUUGUACCCCCCAGUGCAGUUCCCUGUCUCUCGAGGAACUCCUAUGAUAUCACCCCUGGUCCGAUGGGAUCACCGAGACUCGUGGUCGGUCGUGCGCUACGAAUGGUCGGCUCUGCGUGUUCCAAACAGUCUCCAGUUCAAAAUUUCUCUGUCCGAUCAGAACUACCAGUUUGCCGCCGGACACUGUAUAGAUGGAAAGGUGUUACUUCCUGCGAUGGGUUAUUUGAGUCUGGUGUGGGAACUGGUCGCAUUUCUGAGUCAACGGGAGGUGCUGGAUUGCGCAAUGCAGUUCGAUGACGUUCAGUUCCUGCAGGCUACCCCGCUGGUGCCGAAUCAGACCGUUAUUCUGAACGUCAUGAUACAGAGAGCAACCGGGAGAUUCGAGAUCUUGAAAGGGGCUACAGCUGUGGUGAUCGGAUACGCACGGCAGCUGAACACUUCUCCGGAACAAUUUCCCGUUGGUAGCGCGACGACAUCGUCAGUGAAAAUGGCGUCGCGAGAUUUCUACAAAGAGCUUCGGCUGCGUGGUUAUCAUUACGGUGGUUUGUUCAAAUCAGUACUGGAAGCUCAAAGUGACGGGUCGGCGGCGAGGAUUGAAUGGAAAGGUAACUGGAUAGCCUUCCUGGAUUGUAUGCUUCAGUUGAGUAUAAUAGCGGUUGAUACCCGAACAUUAAUGGUUCCUACUGCCAUCGAAAGUUUGACGAUUUAUCCGAAGUACCAUCUAUCAUUGAUGUCUCAGGAUCGGGAUGGUCGUGACUAUUUCACCGUCACCAAUUGCGCCAACACCAAAGUUUCUAUCUGUGGUUCAAUUCGCAUAUCUGGAGUUCGUGUUAAUGUUGUCGGAAGACGAAAUCCUCCUGGAAUACCUGUGAUCGAGACAUAUCGAUUCUUGCCAUAUCACCUCACUGAUCAACUCGAUUCACUAGAGGCGGUGAGAGCGUGCGUCCAAAUAGCCCUUGAGAACGCGCCAAGUCUGGCAAUCAACGUUGUAGAAAUGUUCAACAACUCUGUGCCUGUACUUCUUCCCCAUUUUGUCAGGGCCAUAGGGGAUCUACCUUUGAUAAAACCAACACUAACCUUGUUAAGCGCUGAUUAUAUACCACCGAUUGACAUGCCUAAUAUUACCGUGAAAAAUAAGAAACUACACAAUUUAUCAGGACUGCACAUUUUGAUUAGCCUCAAUAACCUCUCUGACGCAUCAUUUUUACGGGAUGCAAUGGCUAGCUUGACUCCUACGGGGUUCCUUGUAAUCCGGGAUUCCCACAACCUCCCCGUUAACACAUGUCCCCAACUACAACUCAUCGCCAAAUUCACCACGGAGCGCAGCGAAACUCUCACGCUGUUCCAGAAAAAACUGUUCGAUGUCAAGGAGCCACCAGCCGUGAUACGUACCGAUUCCAACGACGCUACCUACGAGUGGCUUCAGAAGCUGAAGCAUUUCAUCAAACUGAAAUCGGUUGUCCUCUUUGCCCAGGAUGACCCAACAUCCGGAAUCAUCGGUCUAGUGAACUGCAUCAGUAAGGAAACCAAAGCAUACGGAGUUCAGUGUGUCUUCGUAGACGAUCCGAGUGCUCCACCCUUUGCGCUGAAUCACCCGUUCUACAAACAGCAACUCGACCUGGAUCUGGUGAUGAACAUCUACCGAAACGGAUCAUGGGGAAGCUACCGGCAUCUGUUGCUGCCCAACAAACCCAGCACCGAACCGGUUCAUCGUCAUUGCUACGCCAACUGUUCGACGAAAGGUGAUCUCUCAAGUAUGACAUGGUUCAACGGUCCGCUGGAUGUGGCGCCCCCGAAGGGUGAGCUGGUGCGUGUAGUUUGUAGUGCGUUGAAUUUCCGUGAUGUAAUGAUCGCAACCGGGCGCCUUUCGUCGGAUGUUCUGCACGUGGAUCGUCUCGAGCAGGAGUGUCUACUCGGGAAUGAGUUUUCGGGGGUUUCCGCGAAAGGUAGGCGGGUGAUGGGUGUCCUGGCCUCUGGUGCGAUGGCAACCUUGGUGGAUAGUGAUCCGCAGCUCACGUGGACCGUUCCCGACGGAUGGGGUUUGGAAGAAGCGGCGACGGUUCCGGUGGUUUAUGGCACUGUCUACACGGCACUAUUCAUUUGUAGCAGGAUUGAAAAGGGCCGAUCGAUACUGAUCCACGCUGGUAGUGGUGGCGUCGGGUUGGCCGCAAUUCAGGUGUGUCUUGCCUAUGGGCUGGAGGUUUUCACCACAGUUGGUACCAUGGAGAAGAGGGUGUUUAUCCAGACAAGGUAUCCACAAUUAAAGCCCGAGAACAUCGGCAAUUCUCGAGACACAUCGUUCGAGAAGAUGGUAUUGUUGGGAACGGGAGGACGAGGCGUUGACUACGUUCUAAACUCACUAGCAGAGGAAAAGCUACAAGCUUCGGUUAGAUGUUUGGCUAGGAAUGGUCAUUUUCUGGAGAUUGGAAAGUAUGACAUGGCGAAAAACUCCCGAAUUGCGAUGCGGCUAUUCCAGAAAGGGCUGACAUUCACAGCAGUGAUGCUUGAUGCAAUGUUCAAAGGAUCUUUGGAGGAGAAACAGCGUCUCCACGCUCUAUUAACUGCCGAUAUCAACAAAGGAGUUAUCAAGCCGCUACCUUCGACAGUGUAUCCAGCGGUGGAAAUAGAGAAGGCUUUCCGUUACUUGGCAAGCGGGAAACAUAUCGGGAAAAUCCUUCUGAGAGUUCGAGAAAGCGAAGUUGACAGUCAAACUAUUCCAAUCUCAUACCAUCCGAGGAUUCACUGCAAUGCGACCCUUUCGUACAUCAUUAUCGGAGGUCUGGGAGGAUUCGGUUUGGAACUGGCCGAUUGGUUGGUAUUGCGUGGUUGUCGAAAGCUGGUUUUAAGCUCCAGUCGAGGGAUUACGAAGCCUUACCAAGAUUACAGGAUCAGAUUAUGGAAGAGCUAUGGAGUCGAAACUGUUGUAAGCACAGCAGACAUAACCUCACCGCGUGGAUGUCAACAACUGUUUCAGGAGGCUAGCGAACUCGGUCCGGUCGUUGCUCUUUUCAACCUCGCUGUACAGUUGCGUGAUUGCAUCUUGGAAAAUCAAACCGUGCAAACGUUCAUAGAGUGUCUUGCGCCGAAGGCGCUAGCUACAAAACACUUGGAUGAAGCAAGCCGACAGCUGUGUCCGGAUCUCGAACAUUUCGUGGUUUUUUCAAGCGUAUCCUGUGGUAGAGGGAAUUCUGGCCAGAGCAAUUACGGUAUGGCGAAUUCGGUUAUGGAGCGAAUCGUGGAGAGGCGCGUAGUGGAUGGUCUACCCGGAAUAGCUAUUCAAUGGGGUGCCGUGGGUGAGGUCGGUGUCGUUGCCGACAUGGCGGAAGACAGAUUGGACAUGGAAAUUCGGGGCACUUUGCAGCAGCGGAUUUUAUCUUGCCUGCAGGAAUUGGAUCGAUUGUUAACCAGUGUAGAACCGAUCGUAGCAUCGAUGGUUGUGGCGGAGAAACGUCUCGACUGUAGCUUCCACAACAUAAUCGAAGCUGUCAUGAACAUCAUCAGUAUCCGUGAGUUCAAAUCAAUUUCCAUGGACAGCUCGCUGGCGGACGUUGGAAUGGACUCGUUGAUGGCGGUCGAAAUUAAACAGGUGCUGGAGAGGGACUUCGAUCUGACGUUGUCUCCCCAAGAGUUGCGUACGUUAACGUUCUUGAAGCUUCAAAAAAUGGUGGACGAAAGGAAGAUCAAUGACGAGUCAACGAACAAAGCUGAGAAGCGAAUGGUUGGUGGAAUAGAUUUGCUGCUUCGAAGUUUGGGUGACGAGGAGUUCAGUGGUGAAACCUUGCUUCGGCUAUCAUCUCGUGCGAAUGAAGGUAGACCGAUAUUGAUCAUUCCGGGAAUCGAGGGUGUUGCUGGAAAGAUCUGGAGAACAUUUGCAAGCGAUUUAAAUGCUCCAAUCUACAUACUGCAAACACUCCACACCGUAGAUAUUCACACAAUUCCAGCUAUCGUGGAUCAUCUGAUGGAAGGUCUGGAUGAACACAUACUCAGUAGAUUCGCAAGUCACACAAUCGUCGCCUAUUCUUUCGGGACGCUUCUAGCGCUGGAAAUAGCCAAACGGUUACAGGGGACACAACAAACUGGGAAGCUCAUCCUACUGGACGGUGCUCCAAAUUUCCUGAGAAAACUGUCCGCGGCGCACAUAGGCGAAAAUCCGUCCGACGAAAUCAUCCAGAAAGUAUUACUAGCAGCGAUCGUUGCAAUCGUAUUUCCGGACCACAUACAUGAAACCAUUUGUACGUUAAUGGAGGUUACAACGUUCCGAGAUCGCAUCGAGAAGUUGAUUGAGCUGGCGGGAAGUAAGGCUAUCUAUUCACCAGAGUAUGUACGGAAAAUUACGAGAGCGAUGUUCAAUCGCAUGAAGAUGGUGUUUCACACGAGUUUUAAGAAGUGUGAGCUUUCGAACGUUCCGGUUGUUCUGGUACGAGCAUCAGAAGCUUCCGUUAUUGACAUCGAGGAGGACUAUGGACUGGCAAGCCUCGUAUCUGGUUCGGUGACUUUGAAAAUUGUGAGCGGUACCCACUUGACGAUGCUGGAGAAUCGGACGCUGGUGGAUAUAAUUAAUAGCGAGAAUGUGUAGAAUAAAU
Molecule: messenger RNA, 7042 nt
Organism: Toxorhynchites rutilus septentrionalis
Lineage: Eukaryota; Metazoa; Arthropoda; Insecta; Diptera; Culicidae
Product: fatty acid synthase-like
Exons: 6
Coding region: 25-7035 (2336 amino acids)
Biological process (GO): fatty acid biosynthetic process
Molecular function (GO): oxidoreductase activity; 3-oxoacyl-[acyl-carrier-protein] synthase activity; fatty acid synthase activity
Source: RefSeq, a predicted model, not a curated record